This is a messenger RNA of Melanotaenia boesemani (Boeseman's rainbowfish), 1145 nucleotides long. It is a transcript of the gene ptmab, whose product is annotated as prothymosin alpha b. Bases 116 to 436 code for a protein of 106 amino acids. NCBI's taxonomy places the organism in Eukaryota, Metazoa, Chordata, Actinopteri, Atheriniformes, Melanotaeniidae. The transcript has 5 exons. Gene Ontology annotation, biological process: positive regulation of transcription by RNA polymerase II; negative regulation of apoptotic process. Gene Ontology annotation, molecular function: histone binding. The record is from RefSeq and is a predicted model, not a curated record. Gene Ontology annotation, cellular component: nucleus.
AGCAACAUCGGCCACUGGCACAAUAUAAUACUGAUUGAUCCGCGAGCCGAGCGAAAGGGAUUUACUUUAUUCAACCUUUCAUUUCAGCCGUCCUUUAUUUUAUUCAACUAAAACAAUGGCAGACACACAAGUUGACUCUGGCUCGGAUAUCUCUGCCAAGGACCUGAAAGAGAAGAAGCUGGCCGAGGAGAAGGAGAACGGCAAAGAUGCUGCCACCAACGGGAAGGAGAAUGAGGAGAAUGGCGAGCCAGAGGUAGAUGAAGAAGAAGAUGAGGAGGUAGACGAGGAGGACGAGGAAGAUGAUGGAGAAGGUGAUGAGGAGGAUGAGGAGGAAGAUGAUGAUGAGAUUGAGGGCGGCACAAAACGGGCAGCUGAGGAUGAUGACGAUGAGGACGACGUCGACACCAAGAAGCCGAAAACCGACGAUGACGAUUGAUGCGUUUUCCCCCGCGCCAUCCUGCUGAACCACUUCCUGAUUCUUCACCUCUGACCUCUUUUACACGUCACAGGUGGAGGGGCUGGAGGACUGAUUAAAGGAAAAAUAAUAAUAAAAAAAAAUCAACAUGGUCAUUAGCAAGUAGAGUUCAACACCCAUCCACCACGUCCACACACUCGAUCUCCCCUCAAAGCUGCAAAACAAAUUUUCUAGAGGACCCGCCACCACACGACGCAGAAAUCUGGCUUCUCUUCAACACCAUCAAGAAAGGAGAAUUUGUUUGUAUUUUUAUUUACAUUUUAUAUUUUUGUACAUAUUGUUAGGAGGGGGAUCAGUUUCUCUCUCGGCAGCGAUCUCGUCAGACCAAAUCGGUGCUUCUUCUUUAACAAAAGAUUUUACUUGGUUGACCAUGUUAAAAUAUCUCGACAGAUACUAGAAAAAACAUGUAAAAAAAAAAGUUUAAAAAAACAUGAAAGAAAACCUCUUAAGCCGUUGAACUCAGAGCAUUCCAGUAAAUUUAAUGUAUGUACUUUAGCUGUACCAUAACUAGUUUGUUUGUAUGGGAGGGUAAGGCCAAAGAAAAGAGCCUCUUUUCUUUUUCCUUUUUAUUUGUUUUUGUCAGCGACUUUUUGUUUUAUGACGGCCUGUUUUGAUGUAUGUGCGAAGUUUGUUGUUUGACAAUAAACCGGAUUUUAUUUUGUGAGUUGUA